CUUUACAACCAUAAAAUAAUUAAUCCAUUGGAUCUAAUCUCACCUUAUUUCUUUAAUUUAUUAACAUUUUUAAAUAUUUUUUGGCUAAUUUUCUUUUUAAAAAUUUCCAUUUUUAUUUUAAUAAUCCCUCUAUGUCAGUGCUUACUGAUUGGUUACCCAUAAACUGUACCAAAAGUACACAACUUUAGCCUCAUAAAAUUACAAUAUUUUCUGCGAUCAUCAAAUCAUUGAACAAAAAGAUAAAUCACUGACUCCCAGAUGAACAUUUUGAUUAAUCUUCACCCUCUAUCUUCUUGAAUUUGCAAAAUAAUUUCUGGGUUUUUCUUAAUCUUGAAAAAAAAAUCUGGGUUUUCUCCAAAAAAAAAAAUUAAAAAUUGGUAGGAGUUGCUUCAGUUCUACUUCAUGUAGUUAAAUUCCCUUUCCACUUUUGAAUUUAUUCCGUGAAUGAGUGUUCUUUCGGCAUUGAUUCUACACCCUGUACUCUGCAUUCACUUUUACAGCCUCUCACCUAUCUGAUGAAACUUCUGUUCUGUUUUCUUCUGUUACAACAGAAGUACAGUACAGUAUAGAUUUUGCUUACUUUUCACUCCAAAUAGAGCAGGGAAUAAGGUAACUCAUCUAUUGGCAAGACGGAACACUAUACUAGCAACGAUUCCAUAUAUAUUUGGCGGAGCUUGAUUUAAUAUAAACUCUUUUUUUGGUGGGGUUUGAGAAAAUGUUUAUUUCCAGUGUUGAAGAAGAGAUCUAUUUGAAAUGUUCAGAUGGUACAAAUGGGAUUUUUCCAAUUCAGGAAUAUCCCACCAUUUCUACUCAUACAACAAAUGUGGUCCCUGAGAAAACACAGAGUGAUCUCAGUCUGUUAUUGUCAAAUUUAGAGGAAGAGAUUAUGGGAUUAAGGUCUAAGCAAAAGAAUUUGGAUGAAAAGCGAAGAGGGUUGUUAAAUAAGAUAUUGGACAUUAAAGGAAGCAUUCGAGUAUUUUGUCGAAUGCGACCAUUAUUAUGGAGCAAUAUCCCAAAAAAUGAUGAUCCUGUUGUGGUUGAUUUGGAUAAAGUUGUUGUAAAAUCAGCUGGAAGCAAGAAAGAAUUUGAGUUUGAUAAGGUGUUUUGUCAAAGUUCAACACAAGAAGAUGUAUUUGUUGAGGUUGAACCAAUUCUCAGAUCUGCACUUGAUGGGCACAAUGUAUGUAUUUUUGCUUAUGGUCAAACUGGCACUGGAAAGACCUUUACAAUGGAAGGGAUGAAUGAUCAACCUGGCAUCGUUCCUCGUGCUCUUAAAGAACUCUUUCAUUAUGCCUCUUUGCAUUCCAAUGCUUGUGUCAGUUUCUCUAUGAGCAUGUUAGAAGUUUACAUGGGCACCUUAAAGGACUUGUUAGUUCGAAAACCAAAUCGUAGAGCAUAUGAACCAGUAACAACACGAUGUAACCUGAACGUUCAAGUUGAUGCAAAAGGAGUAGUUGAAAUUGAAGGUCUUACAGAAGUGCCUAUCUCAGAUAUAUCAAAGGCUACUUGGUGGUACACUAAGGGAAGACGAGCUCGUGCAACUUCAUUCACUAAUGUCAAUGAUGUGUCUAGCAGAUCGCAUUGCUUAAUGAGGAUCAACAUUACUCAUCAUGGAGAGGCACCAGAAGAUCAACCUAGAAUUAGCAAGUUGUGGAUGGUUGAUCUUGGAGGGAGUGAACGGUUGCUGAAAACCGGAGCUACUGGUCUAACGUUAGAUGAAGGAAGGGCUAUAAACCUCUCACUUUCUGCCCUUGGUGAUGUUAUUGCUUCACUCAGAAGAAGACGAACUCAUAUUCCCUACAGAAACAGCAAACUUACCCAAAUUCUGAGAGAUUCGCUUGGAAAGGAAUCAAAGGUUUUAAUGAUUGUGCACGUAAGCCCCGUUGAAGAAGAUCUAGGAGAGACUGUUUGUUCUAUGAGUUUUGCCAAAAGGGCAAGAGGUAUAGACUCAAACCACGAACUGCCUCAGGAAGUAAAGAAAUUAAGACAAAAGAGAAUAGCUGAGCUUUCAGAUGAAAUGAGAGAAGCUGAAGAAGAGUAUCAAAAGGUUAGAGAUCAGUUGCAGAAGGCUGAAUUCCUUCUCAGUGAGAAUAACCGAGUUUAUUCAACUGCCAAUAACAACAACGCAGAAGAUGAAGAAAACAACACCCCAGAAAGCAACAAAACUGAUAUCAUCAAAGAAGUUGUAGAUACCGAAAAACCUAGCAAGAGAAAGUCAUUGCCACACUUUAUGACCUCCACUGCUACCAGUCGGCUGAGGCACAGCGCUGCAGAAAGACAAAAUCAGUUAGCAGCAAGAGUUUUGAGGUCUGGGACAAGAAGCUCCAUGCAACUUUCAGCUUCACAGUCCUUGAGUUUUCUUGAGCCUCGUCUUAAAGCAGUUCUAAGAAGCCGAAGUAGAUAUCAACAUGUCCCUACUGAGACUCAAAACUGCAACAAUGUUGAAUCUGUAUCUUCACCCAAAUCUUCCUCCUUAGCAGCGCAUAAUAAACCAGUAAAACCAUCAGUUGUGAACAGCAGACCUGCAUUGGCUCGUCACAGGAGAAGGAUGUCGAAUCUAAUCUGAUCUAAUUUAAGUAUUUGCUUAUUUUGCGUAGUUUUCGAUUUUUGAGAGUGAUCACUCUCUGAUCCUUAAUUACUAGAAGUUAUUAUUUUUCCUGACUGCAACUCUGCAAGUCAUGGUUUCUCUGGUGUUGUUACAGGACUUGUUGGUUGAUUUAUAAGCUUUCAAGUUUGAGACUGUAAGGCUACCUUGUUUUUAUGUGUAGCCCUACGUUUGAUGUAUGAUUUAGGGAGUAAAGGGUAUAAAUUUGUAUGUUCGGAGUUGUUUUUGAUGGUCUUGUGAGGUGUGUAACUAUAAAUAGCCAUAAACGUGUAAAAUUUUGACUGAAAUUUAUAUAAGAGUUUGUCAUGCUGAUUUUGACA
This is a messenger RNA of Spinacia oleracea (spinach), 2925 nucleotides long. RefSeq names its product kinesin-like protein KIN-14U. Gene Ontology annotation, molecular function: ATP binding; microtubule motor activity; microtubule binding. NCBI's taxonomy places the organism in Eukaryota, Viridiplantae, Streptophyta, Magnoliopsida, Caryophyllales, Amaranthaceae. Gene Ontology annotation, biological process: microtubule-based movement. The transcript has 10 exons. The record is from RefSeq and is a predicted model, not a curated record. The coding region runs from base 716 to 2566 and encodes 616 amino acids. Gene Ontology annotation, cellular component: microtubule cytoskeleton.